Procambarus clarkii (red swamp crayfish) is the source of this 5643-nucleotide messenger RNA. RefSeq names its product inositol hexakisphosphate and diphosphoinositol-pentakisphosphate kinase. Gene Ontology annotation, biological process: inositol phosphate biosynthetic process; inositol metabolic process. NCBI's taxonomy places the organism in Eukaryota, Metazoa, Arthropoda, Malacostraca, Decapoda, Cambaridae. The record is from RefSeq and is a predicted model, not a curated record. Gene Ontology annotation, molecular function: inositol hexakisphosphate kinase activity; 5-diphosphoinositol pentakisphosphate 1-kinase activity; diphosphoinositol pentakisphosphate kinase activity. Gene Ontology annotation, cellular component: cytosol.
UUGGUUGUGUUGGUGAGUGUCGUCUGUCGCUCUGCUUGUGUGUCUGGGAAUUACCUCGCGGGGGCCGCCUCAUUCAUGACUUUCACGCUAGGAAGGAGAAGAACCUAAAGGCAGCACUGGGAUUAUGCGGGUAUGCUGAAGAGAUCACAGAGUCGUGGAGGAAGGCAUAGAGUACUACUAGGUGUUGUCUGCCCUGCACAUGGCUCGCAUCCCCACCGUGUACAUCACGGAUUGCGACAAGGAUCCUUUCGAGGUGGAGCCCUACUGGGACUCUUUUUAUAUCUUCACGAAUGAUGGCGGGGAAGCUUCAUCAUCUGACAUGUGUGGACGGCUUGGCGGCCUCGAGGGCGACCCUGAUAUGCUGCCCGUCAAGCAGGUGGUGGUGGGGAUUUGUGCCAUGGAAAAGAAAUCAGGGUCCAAGCCUAUGAAAGAGAUCCUCACCCGUUUAGAGGAGUUUGAAUUCAUCCGCACUGUGAUAUUCCCUGAGGAGGUGAUAUUAAAGGAACCUGUUGAAAAGUGGCCAGUAUGUGACUGUUUAGUCAGCUUCCAUUCAAAGGGGUUUCCCCUUGAAAAAGCUCAGGCGUAUACAGACCUAAGAAAGCCCUAUAUUAUCAACGACCUCGAUAUGCAGUAUGAUCUUCAGGAUAGAAGAGUAGUAUAUAGCACGUUGCAGAGAGAAGGUAUUGAAUUGCCUCGGUUUGCAAUCCUCGAUAGAGACUCCAAAGAUCCGUCCAAACGUGAAUUAAUAGAAGGUGAAGAUCAUGUAGAAGUUAAUGGAGUAAUAUUCAACAAACCAUUUGUGGAGAAGCCUGUGUCAGCUGAAGAUCACAAUAUAUACAUCUAUUACCCCACAUCUGCUGGAGGGGGCUCUCAGAGAUUGUUUAGGAAGGUGUGUACAACUCCCUGCAGUUUAGCAUCAUCCCCUCGGUACCAGUUAGCAGCACCCUCGGUCUCAUCCAAGGUUUGCUAUAUCCAGAUUGGAUCCAGAAGUAGUGUUUAUUCUCCUGAAAGUAGAGUAAGAAAAACUGGCUCAUUUAUAUACGAAGAUUUCAUGCCAACCGAUGGCACAGAUGUUAAGGUGUAUACAGUAGGUCCCGACUAUGCACAUGCAGAAGCUCGCAAAUCUCCAGCAUUAGACGGGAAAGUUGAAAGAGACAGUGAAGGCAAAGAGGUUCGGUAUCCAGUGAUUUUAUCAAAUGCGGAAAAGUUAAUAGCAAGAAAAGUGUGCAUUGCUUUUAAACAGACAGUCUGUGGAUUUGACUUGUUAAGAGCAAAUGGAAAAUCAUACGUCUGUGAUGUCAAUGGGUUUAGCUUUGUAAAAAACUCCAGCAAAUAUUACGAUGACUGUGCCAAGAUCCUAGGGAAUAUGAUUCUUCGUGAAUUAGCACCCACCUUCCACAUCCCAUGGGCAAUUCCUUUCCAGUUAGACGAUCCUCCAAUUGUACCAACAACGUUUGGGAAAAUGAUGGAGCUGCGAUGUGUGGUGGCGGUUAUAAGACAUGGAGACAGAACUCCAAAGCAAAAAAUGAAGAUGGAAGUAAGACAUCCAAAGUUUUUUGCACUCUUUGCAAAGUAUGAUGGCUACAAGGAUGGUCAUGUAAAGUUGAAGAAGCCCAAGCAGUUGCAGGAAGUAUUAGACAUUGCUCGAGCUCUUUUGGCAGAGAUUGAACAGAAAAGAGCAGACCCGGAGACAGAAGAGAAGAAGGGCAAGUUGGAACAGUUGAAGAGUGUCCUGGAAAUUUUUCUAAAGGACCUAAGGUUGCAAGAGGAACAACUUUGCUGUAUGACGUAUGGGCACUUCUCUGGAAUUAAUCGUAAAGUUCAGUUAAAGUAUCAACCACGAGGAUGGAAAAGGCGUUCCAGUAGUGAGGAAGGAGAUUCUCCAAGAGAACCAUCACUUGUUCUUAUCCUGAAGUGGGGAGGAGAGCUCACCCCAGCCGGGCGUGUUCAAGCAGAGGAGUUUGGCCGAAUCUUUCGAUGCAUGUAUCCUGGUGGCCAAGAACGAACAGAGUGGAUUGACGAGUCAGUGACUGGAUGUGAAUAUGCAGGAACUCAGGGACUUGGCCUCCUAAGACUACACUCGACUUACCGCCAUGACCUGAAAAUAUAUGCCAGUGACGAGGGUCGAGUUCAGAUGACUGCUGCUGCAUUUGCCAAGGGACUUUUGGCUUUGGAAGGUGAACUUACUCCAAUUCUAGUACAAAUGGUUAAAAGUGCUAACACAAAUGGGUUGCUGGAUAAUGAUUGUGACUCCUACAAACAUCAAAACAUGGUGAAAAACCGUCUUCACGAAGCAAUGCAACAAGACCGCAUACUAACAAAAGAAGACAUGGAAAAUUUAAACCCAACAAAUUCAAGAUCAAUAUUAACAGCUCUUGAAUUUGUUCAAAACCCAGUAAAAAUGUGUGAACAUGUUAAUGGUCUGAUUAAGAAGCUGAAUGAACGAAUAAAAAUCAGGAAAGAGGACCAGAAAACUAAAGAAUUGCCUUUGUACCAUGGUGAAUCUUGGGAACUAAUGCAGCGACGGUGGGCAAAAUUGGAAAAAGACUUCAGAACAAAAAACACAAAAUUUGAUAUCUCCAAAAUUCCUGACAUAUAUGACUGCAUCAAGUAUGAUUUGCAACAUAACAACCACACACUGCAGUUUGAGUAUGCAGAAGAACUAUAUAAAUGUGCCAAAUACUUGGCAGAUAUUGUAAUACCUCAGGAAUAUGGGAUGACACCACAAGAGAAGAUGGCUAUUGGCCAAGGAAUCUGUACACCACUAUUGAAGAAGAUCCGUGCUGACCUUCAACGAAAUAUUGGAGAAGAAAGUGAGGAGAAUGCUGGAGAGAGUAUUAAUAGAUUAAAUCCAAUAUAUUCUCAUGGGGUAAGCAGUCCUAGCCGGCACGUGCGCACAAGACUGUACUUUACUAGUGAAAGCCACAUACACUCGCUUCUUACUGUCCUGCGUUUUGGUGGACUUAUAGAUAAUCCAAAAGACGAACAAUGGAAUAGAGCUAUGGACUACAUUGGUGCUGUAUCUGAGCUAAAUUAUCUUAGCCAGAUUGUGGUAAUGCUGUACGAAGACCCUACAAAGGAUCCAUCAUCAGAUAACAGAUUUCAUGUAGAACUUCACUUUAGUCCGGGUGUCAACUGUUGUGUACAUAAGAACUUACCACCUGGGCCAGGAUUUAGACCAAAGAGCCGAAAUGAACCUGAGAAAUUCCAUGUGUGUAUACCACGACCAAGUAUUGCACCUAGUAUGCCCUUAUCCCCCAAAGCCGAGGCUGAAAUUAAAUGGGCUCAAGGCACUUCUCGCAUUGAUGAGCAGGAGGACCUUCAGUACAUCAUGGAGGAAAUUGGUGAAUGCACCUUGGAGGGAGAGAGAGAGGGAAAGGCUGAUGACAAGAAGGGCAGGGUAGGAACCAGUGGGGAGAGUUGUGUGAGCAGUCUAUCAAAUGCAUCCUCUUCCUCAACUUGCUUGUUGGAGACAAGUGACAUAGAUAAUGAAAACAAAGUUUUAUUAUCCCCACCUGCGAAGGUGACGCCAGAGAAAUAUGCUGAAUUUCCUGAUGGUGUAAUGCAGCCAGGAGGUGUUGAAGUAACUGAUUCAGACAUUGUAAUUGGUAUCAAGUCAGAGCCAAUACCCAUUGCUUCCAGGUCACUCUCUGAUUGUGGGCUGGUUCCUGGAGAACUGCGGCGCUCAUAUCCGAUCACACGGUCAUUAUCUGAUGGAGCAUCGUCAUAUCAGCGUUCCUUGUCCAACACUGAUUCCCUAACACGUCCCCGUUCUUUGGAGACUGAAAAUAAUCUCAACUUGGACCAUACACCCAAGGCUGAGAAAGCGAGCUCCAGCUUAGAUUCUGUCAGUGAUGAAGAAAGUAUCCGCCGCCACCGACACAGUAUUCCAAGUCAUCUCAGCUCUUACCUGACCUUCUUGGCUGGGUUGCAGCAGAAGGCUGCUGCUGCAACUGCUGCUGCUGUUCCAGUUUUCUCCACUGCAGUUAUCUCUGGUUCAACAUCUGCUCCUGAUCUUCGGGACAAUUUUUCAACUCUACCAUUCUCUGCCAGUAAGAUUCAAUGGAUUCUGAACUACGAUCUUGAAGUCCUUGGUGGCGUGCCUUCCAUCCGACCUCUAGAAACAUUACAUAAUGCCCUUUCCUUGCGUCAGUUGGAUGCUUUUCUCGAGAGAAUGGCUUUAACGCAGUUUCGUACUCCACUAUCUUCCCCUCCUAAGAUGCCUUCAACCCCAAGACACCCGCGCUCACAGCCACCACCACUAGGUCUUCAGUCUCCAUCAUCUAGUAUUGGCUGGUCUGGGCCUCCAUCCUUCGUCUCGUCUUCUGGCCCCUCCUCCCCCAACAUCAAUACAAUGGAGUUCUUCUCACACCUGCACCGCUACGACACGUACAUUCCACCUCCAUCACCACAGUUCCUCAGUCCCAUUACUCCUUUAACUACUUCAGCUGCCAAUAGCCUAAAUAAUACUUUUUUUAGUGACUACAUUCAAAAUCAUUCAUACACCACUAAACCCACUUCUGCUACUGCCAACUAUGUUGCUACCACUGCUGUACCUGCUAAAGACGUUGGAGGUGUUUCUCUCACUGAUGUGGCUGCUGCUGCUUCUAGACACAUAUCAGAACUAAUCAACAGCACCACUCCUGGGCACAGUGAGGAGCUAAUAGGCUUCACUAAUGAGCACAGUAGUGUUGCAGAGCUGAGCACUUGGGAGACAGAGAUGGGUAUCUCCGGUCUCUCUGGAGAGGCUAGUGACCCAGCAUCACCUUCUGAAGGCUCAGAAAGCUUGGGCUCACAUUCCCAGACUGAGGUGGCAUCAAUCAUAGAGCGAGGUGAUACAGCAACACCCGAUACUCACAGUGACGUUCAAGACCAGGACACCUCGUAUAGCGAGAUCUCAGAACCAGACAACACUUUUCUUCAAAUAUCUAAUACCAGAAGUGCCACCUCGGACUGAUCCUCGGUCAUUUGCUAGUGUUUUAUUUUUAUUCUGAGGAACAGCUUCAAUUAGCUUUGUAAAGAUUUCAUUCCAUAAAUGUUUUGUAACAAUGUUAAAUUAUCAAAGGAAUUUCUUAUGAUUCUCUGUCUUGCUGGUUGUCUUUUAUUGUGAAAUAUUGUUAUUAUGUGUGCCAAGUGUGAGUCUUCAGCACUUUGGAUGCAUGUACUUGUGUUUGCUAACUAUUUAUGUUUUGUCUCCUUUUAUUGAAUAGGACUUAUUUAUUUAUAAUCUGAUUAUGCAUAUGUGUAACAGACCACUUAACAUAGAUUUCUUAACAUGUGAAGUUGACAAGUAUUUCAAGUAGUAGUAUUAAAGUAAAAGUAUCCACUAUAUAUUUUUUAAAUAUAGAAACAUUUUUACAUUUACAAGGUAAAAAAAAAAUUGAUGUUAAAGGCACUUUAUUUGUACAUUACUUGAAUUUAGGCCAAUAAGGUGAUUUAUGAUAUAUAUGAUUGUUACAUGUUGUUAAUUAUAUUCUCGUGUCUUAUCUUUUAAAAUUUGUAACUUUUGGCAACCAAAAAUGUAUUUGAUCAUGCAUACACACACACUACAAAGUAGUAACGGCAAUCAAUAAAAUUGAUAGGGAAGAAUUCCUGCGACCCGGACUUUCAAGAACAAGAGGUUAUAUAUUUAAACUAACUAAA